AUGAAAGUUUUCGUAGUUUUGGUUCUGGCCCUCGCCUCGGCCUCCGCUGGGCUCCUGCCCAAGAGCGCUCCUGUCCAUCCCCGUGACAGAACCCCAUCGAUUAGUGGUCGUAUCACCAACGGCAAGGACGCCGUGGCUGAACAGUUCCCCUAUCAGGUUGGACUCAGUUUCUCUAGCUCUGCUGGCAGCUGGUGGUGCGGUGGCUCGGUCAUCGGCAACACCUGGGUGGUGACUGCUGCUCACUGUACCGAUGGUGCCUCCGCCGUGACCAUCUACUUUGGAGCUACCAUCCGUACCAGCCCUAAGUUCACCGAAACCGUCAGCAGCAAGGACUUUAUCCAGCACGAAAGCUACUCAUCUACGCUUAUUCGCAACGAUAUCUCCCUGAUCAAGACUCCAUCUGUAACCUUCUCGUCUGCCGUUAACAAGAUUGCCCUGCCCGCCGUCGCCAGCAGCUACUCUACCUAUGCUGGAGAGACCGCCGUUGCUUCCGGAUGGGGUCUGACCUCCGAUACCGCUACCGCAGUCGCUAGUCACCUCCAGUACACCGACCUGACUGUUAUCACCAACGCAGUGUGCCAACAGACUUUCGGAAGUCUACUUGUUACAGGCAGGAAUAUUUGCGUUGCCACUCCCCAGGGAACCUCCACCUGCCAGGGUGAUUCUGGUGGCCCACUUGCUCUGAAUGAAAAACUCAUUGGUAUCACCUCCUUUGGAUCCGCCAGUGGUUGCCAGGCUGGCUACCCAGCUGCCUUCACCAGGGUAACUUACUACUUGGACUGGAUCAAGAUCAACUCUGGAAUUUCGUACUAG
Drosophila eugracilis is the source of this 813-nucleotide messenger RNA. RefSeq names its product serine protease 1-like. The transcript is spliced from 2 exons. Bases 1 to 813 code for a protein of 270 amino acids. The record is from RefSeq and is a predicted model, not a curated record. Gene Ontology annotation, molecular function: serine-type endopeptidase activity. Gene Ontology annotation, biological process: proteolysis. NCBI's taxonomy places the organism in Eukaryota, Metazoa, Arthropoda, Insecta, Diptera, Drosophilidae.